UUUUUUUUUUCUUCCUUCCUUUCUUUCUCCAUUUUAGUUUUUCCCCCUCUCUCUUUUUAAUUCAAUAUAAAUUACAUUAUAUUUUAUCAAAUAUGAAGACCUUUUUAUGGUCUUUUUUUAUUCUUAAUGUGAUAUCCGUCUUUGCUCGUCCUCCUUUAGAGCUUGAAAAUGACGAACGAAAGUUAGUCGAAGUGGCAGAAUUUGGUUAUUUAGCUGGUGGACAAUUGAACCUGACAGUAGAAAACUAUAAGUUAUCAAACGAAUCAUCUCCUGGCAUGGUCGCUUUUUAUAUACGAAAAGGUCACUCGGUAGGCAAUGCAUUCAGCGAUGAGAAUCAUAUUCAACCCUCAAGAAUUGUCAGGUCUUGCUAUUUAGAGAAUAGUUUUGUCAAGGAUGAACAAGAUGACCAAGUUGCGGAAGUUCGAGAAAUACCAUUGUCAGGUCUUCAACCGUGGACAACUAGUUUGACUGUAGGUGAUCAUGAAGAAGGUGUUUGGGAAGUGUUACUGGUGAACUGCAAAGAUUCUUUGAUCUCCUUGAAAUUGACUGUAAAUGAAGUUAAUCCGGGAAAUAAUCAUCUUCCAGCUGGUGAUUCACCUUUGCCUUUGGUGUAUGGUCUGUCCUCUUUGAUUUACUUAUCAGCAGCAUUGUAUUGGACUACCUUAUUAAUAUUUGGGAAAGAUACAAAAGUAUUUCGCGCGCAUUGGCUCAUGUUAAUCUUGAUGAUUACCAUUGUCAUCAACAAAUCCUUACAAUCGGCAAAAUAUCAUUAUAUGAAGAUCGGAUUACUUAGCGAAGGUUGGAGUAUUGGCUUUUAUGUGUUCGCAUCUAUCAAAGGCUUACUAAGUGUCUUUAUCAUUGUUUUACUGGCGUCAGGAUGGAUGUUUAUCAAGCCUUUUUUAUCGACAAAGGACAAACGCGUUAUUUCGAUUGUGGUACCAUUACAAAUUCUGUCAAAUGUUGCCUCAGCAAUAGGAAGCGAAGCAGCUAUUGGAUCGGUCGAUUGGCCAUUCUGGAAUAUGAUGUUUCCUAUCGUCGAUUUGGUUGCAUGUGGCAUUGUAUUAUGGACUAUUCUUCAAACACGGAAAAAUCUAGGUGCUGGUUCAUCUGCUGAUGGAAAAGAAACUGAUGUGUUGGAAAAAUAUAAGUUAUGGUCCACGUUUUAUGUUGUUACUUUGAUAUACUUUUACGUUACAAGAAUUGUUGUUCAACUACUACAAUUUGCUCUGCCUUUUCAAUAUGUUACUUGGUUAGGGGAAGCCGUCAACGAAGCUGCAACAUUAUCAUUCUAUAUUUUCAUUGGAUGGAAAUUUAGACCUUAUGCAAAUAAUCCUUAUAUGCAAGUGGCUAAUGACGAUCUUGAUGAAGAAGAAGACGAUCAUAUUGUGAACUCCCAUCAACAAGCUUCCCUUAGACUUCAACCUGUGAACCGGCGGGAUUAAUUGGCUGGAUGUACAUCGUUAUUAUUAUUAUUACCACAUAUUUCUCUCUCUUACAUAUACAUGUAUCCAUAUAUCAUCAUUAAAAACAGCACAUUACGCACAUUCAUUCCAUUUACCCUCUGUCACGUUUUGUCAUACUUUUUCUUUUCUUUGAUUGUACAAAUAUUUAUCAUUACAAUAAAAUACACUUUAUGCACUA
Halteromyces radiatus is the source of this 1641-nucleotide messenger RNA. RefSeq names its product lung seven transmembrane receptor-domain-containing protein. Gene Ontology annotation, biological process: transport. Bases 93 to 1442 code for a protein of 449 amino acids. The record is from RefSeq and is a predicted model, not a curated record. Gene Ontology annotation, cellular component: membrane; Golgi apparatus. The transcript is spliced from 11 exons. Lineage: Eukaryota; Fungi; Mucoromycota; Mucoromycetes; Mucorales; Cunninghamellaceae.